Messenger RNA from Cinclus cinclus, 7374 nucleotides. It is a transcript of the gene PANK3, whose product is annotated as pantothenate kinase 3. NCBI's taxonomy places the organism in Eukaryota, Metazoa, Chordata, Aves, Passeriformes, Cinclidae. Gene Ontology annotation, cellular component: cytosol; nucleus. Gene Ontology annotation, molecular function: pantothenate kinase activity; ATP binding. Bases 14 to 1126 code for a protein of 370 amino acids. Gene Ontology annotation, biological process: coenzyme A biosynthetic process. The record is from RefSeq and is a predicted model, not a curated record. The transcript has 7 exons.
CCGCCGCAGCGCCAUGAAGAUCAAGGAUGCCAAGAAGCCGUCUUUCCCAUGGUUUGGCAUGGACAUUGGGGGAACUUUGGUCAAACUUGCCUAUUUUGAACCAAUUGACAUCACUGCAGAGGAGGAGCAGGAAGAAGUGGAAAGCCUGAAGAGCAUCCGCAAAUACCUGACUUCCAAUGUAGCCUAUGGAUCCACUGGCAUUCGGGAUGUCCACCUGGAGCUGAAAGACUUAACAAUUUUUGCUCGAAGAGGAAACUUGCACUUUAUUCGGUUCCCAACUCAUGAUUUGCCUACCUUUAUCCAAAUGGGAAGAAAUAAAAACUUCUCAACACUACACACGGUGCUCUGUGCCACUGGCGGUGGUGCCUACAAGUUUGAGGAAGACUUCCGCACAAUUGGAAACCUCCAGCUGCACAAACUGGAUGAGCUUGACUGCCUUGUCAAAGGCUUAUUGUACAUAGACUCUGUCAGCUUCAAUGGCCAGGCAGAGUGCUAUUAUUUUGAAAAUGCCUCAGAUCCCGAGAGAUGCCAGAAGAUGCCUUUUAACCUGGAUGAUCCAUACCCAUUGCUGGUUGUUAACAUUGGUUCAGGAGUCAGUAUUUUAUCAGUCCAUUCCAAAGACAACUAUAAAAGAGUAACUGGAACAAGUCUAGGUGGAGGCACCUUUCUUGGGUUAUGCAGUUUGCUGACAGGCUGUGAAAGUUUUGAGGAAGCUCUGGAAAUGGCAUCCAAAGGAGACAGCACACAUGCUGACAAGCUGGUUCGGGAUAUCUAUGGAGGAGAUUAUGAAAGAUUUGGCUUACCAGGAUGGGCUGUAGCAUCCAGUUUUGGGAAUAUGAUCUACAAAGAGAAGAGGGAGUCUGUCAGUAAAGAAGAUCUUGCAAGAGCCAUAUUGGUCACCAUCACCAAUAACAUUGGCUCUAUUGCCCGGAUGUGUGCAGUAAAUGAGAAAAUAAACAGAGUUGUGUUUGUUGGGAACUUUUUGCGUGUGAAUACUUUGUCAAUGAAGCUUCUUGCAUAUGCACUGGAUUACUGGUCAAAAGGCCAGCUGAAAGCCUUGUUCCUGGAACAUGAGGGAUACUUUGGAGCUGUUGGUGCUCUGCUUGGGCUGCCAAAUUUCAGUUGAGAUACCAGAUGUCACUACACUGAACUAUUUUCCACCUGAACGACACUUGUUUAUGUCGAUGGGAACUAAAUCUGGGGAGGGGAGAAGGAAAUAGCUGAUUUUCUGUAACUUUUUAAGAAGUGAUUAAGCUACUGAGUAUUGCUGUUGUAAGGAAUGGGGUUUCACUCUGCUGGGCAUUGGCAAGUGAACUGUUUGUGCUGUUAUUUAUGUUCUUUGGUACGUGUAGCCAAUAGUGAACGUCUAAUAUACAAUACAUCCUUUGAAAACAACUUUCCAGAAACUCCAGAAAAAGGAAUGCCAAACCCUUAAGUGCUCCAGAUGCAAAUAUUGUAGGUUUAUUCCCAAAGCUUUAGGCCUAUCAGUUUUAUAUAUAAUUGAUGAAAAAUUAUUUUCAUUAGUUGCACUGUUGUUAUGAGCACAGGUUUUAUGUGCACUUGCAGAAAAUAAAAGAGAGCAAGGUACUAUUGAAAAAAUGAGGAAACUGUAGACAAUUGCUUCCCACAGUAAACAUAGUAAUUAUUUUAUUUUUUUAUGUGUAAUGGAAAUAGUAUUAAUGCUUUAAUUUCCAGUGGGAAGAAUAGAAACACAAAGAAUCAGCCAAAGCAACAGAUUAAGCAGUUGAUAUUUUGAAGGAUCCAUGAAGAUACCUUAAUUUAUUGGAAGAUUCAGCUGGUAUUUUGGGAAGAUUCCUCUGUCUUUGAUUGGAUUUGGAAAAUAAUGAGGUUAACCAUUUAUAAGAUUUUGAGGGGAAGAUUUUUAAUUUUUUUUUUUAUUUUAUUUUUUGAGGACAUGAUUUCCAAAAUGCCUUCUGGAUUACUUUUUUUUUCUCUUGCCUCAUAAGGUCUGUCAUCAUGAAUCAUCAUUUGUAAAGGUACCAUAAAACUUGAGAGAAUUGAAGAAAUCUUUGCAAAGUAGACUAGAUAUGGGACCUCAUAAUCCUGAUGCUUUGGCUUAUUUCUGUGCAAAAUUUGAAAAAAUUUUUGCCCCAUCCUACUGAUUUGAAAUUGUGAUUUCCCUGUAAUUUUCUAAGAGUUGAUCAGAAUUCCAGUAGAUGUUGAAUUUGAAGGGUUACUUUUGGAUUUGGAAGUUUGUUUUUGGAAGUUGUGGACAGCAUCAGAGUUUGUAUUGCAGCAGCAAAUGGACCAAUAUUUAAUGCACUUGCAGAAUGGAACCAUUCAUCAAAUUGUGGCCUUGGGAUAAAAUCUGUACUCUGGAACUGAUUUUUGGGGUUUUGUGUAGACUUUUAAAAUUCACUGUUGUGAUUCUUACAAUAACUUUAGUCCUGAAGCCAGGGCAUGACAUCUUAAACUUACAGGACUAUUGUACAGUCAGUAGCUGUAUGACUUUUUGUGGACUAAAGAACUACCCGAUUUUGUGAUAUUUUCAUGUAAAAUUUAUUUCCUGUGAGUGCACGAGGAGCAGCCAGACUCAAACACAUUCAUAUCUCGGGGUUUAAGGUUUUUAAAACUGAUUGCUCGAGUAUUCCACAGCAUGGCUGUGUUGUAUUUACAGGUACAUCCCUCUUGUGUUAGAAACCUUUCUGCUCUUUUCAGUCUUCUCUUUCUCAAAAUUCAAAGCCCCAAACUAACAUCACAGGUUUUUGCUUUUAAAAUUUUCUGUGGUCCUUGAAGAGUACAGUACUUUAGAGUAGGCAACUCAUUAAGUGCAAUGCUAAUCACAAAUACAAUUCCAUUUAUUGUUGCUUUUCCUGGUACUUGUACUACAUUUCCAGUGUGCUCACUUUGAUGUUUCACUAUAGACAUAAAGAACUAAAAAUUACACUCACAGUUCAGCUGAUCUAAUACUAAAUCAGAGCACUUCAGAAAAUAAGUGAAUACGGUUUUUAUAGAAUGUCUUUUUAAAUGCUGUAAACUGUUCCUUUUGAGUUGGGAUUGACUAUUAAAAGUAACCUUUCUGUGGUUAUGAAACUGUGUAAAAACUUAAUUUUCUGAAUGUUCUGGCAGCCUGCUGAAAAUUUUGCAAACUAACUGCAUAUUUUACUUGCAAAGGGUGCUUUAAGAGACAUACUACAGCUCCAUUAGAAACAGUUCCUUUAGACCAUGUUUAUUGCUACUUCACUUGGUUUAUGAUACUGAGAGUCCUCUUGAAGCAGUAGUUAGGAGCUACUUGUAUAUUUAACCAAAAAGCACAUAUAGAAGAUGAUGACCUAAUACCCAUAGUUAGUUAAACCAACUGAGGUUGAUGUGACCUAACAUACAUUUUUAAAGUAAACUGUACAGAGUUACAAAAUAAGCAAAUGGAGUAAUUCUUGAAUAGCUGUACUGUAUAGAAACUACUGUGAGAAUCAAAAAGUAUGCCCUACCUCUGUUUUAUUUCCUUCGAGCUUCUAAAAAAAUCAGCUUCCUGUUGCUAAUUCUAUCAGCACAAUUAUUACUUCAUUACAAGAGCAGCCUCAGUAGUUGUCAAGCCCUACUGUAAAGCCCAAGGAUCCUGUAUUUAAGCCACAUCUUUGGGUUUCAUCUCAUUUUCUGUCAGCUUAGAACUUGUUAUUAGUCUCCAAAGAUUGACUCUGCCACCAGGAGAAAUGAUAGGCAUCACAAAUAGUUGCAGGAUAAGCCUUAAUGUCUUUUCUUCUAAAUUCUCUUGUGAACAGGUUGAAAAGGUUUGUUUCUUUUCUAUGAAUCACUGAAGUAUGUUGCUUUUUCCUGAUAUAGAGUCUGUUUUUACUUUCACCCUUGCCAUUUCUUUUCCUCAGAGCUAAUUGGUUGAAGCACCUUUAGGAUGAAUUGAUUCAGUGUGAUGUACUAGAGUAGAGAAAAUGUGGGGUUUUCUCAGGAGUGCUGUUGUCUUCUCAAGUGGAACAGCUUUCUAGGGGAAAGUUCUGCGAUAGUUCUUGAAAGUAAAAUGUGAGACCCAUUUUGAAUGUUGUAAUCAUUUACAGCCCGGUCUGCCAUGUGAGUGCCUUUUAAUUUUUUCAUAUAAUGCCAAUUUUACAGUACUGGGACUUUUAUCAAUGAGAUUUCCUAACCAAUAUUACGUAACAAAGAAAUGGCAGGUAAUUUUAUUGGCUGUGGAGAUCAUCCCCUUAAUCUUGGCAUAAGGAUUUUGCAUUUCUUGGUCUUACCCCUUUAGCUUGGUCCUUUUCAAGUAUUAUGCACAGUUUUAUUGUAUCAGUAUCUCCCAAAAAAUCAUGCAAAUUUAUAGUGAGAUAAGUACUGUUUAUUUCUGGGUAGAGAAGUUCAAUCUUAGGUGAAGUUGUUCCAAGCUAUUAAACAUAACCACUUUGACCUUUCUAAGUCUACUUGGGUAAUUGCAGUUUGAAUUAAAGGGGAACUCUUAAAAUACAUCUUGAAUAUUUAACAGUCUGGAAUUAAAACAUCCUCAGUAUUCUUUACUGAACCUAGCAGAGGUUUAAGUACAAACAAUUUUUCAUUCUUUUGAGUAAAGUCUCAAUACAUUUAGGAAUUCAGAGAGAAGCUACAGUGCUACACCCCAUGUCUUAGCUUGCUUAAGAUUUCCAAAGUGUGUUCUGGUGUCUGCCCUGCCUUUUGAAGAUGUUUCCCUCUCAAGCACCUAUGUGAUUCUACCAACAGGUGCUCAUAAUCAAGAGUUUCACGGUGGAAAGAAGAGAAACCAACCACAUUGCCCCACUUAGAGCUUUUAAAUAUACAGCUGAGGCUGGCUUUUCUGGAUGGAUCAUCUGCUCUUUCAGUGGUACUGUGGCAUUCCUACUUGCACUUGAGUUGGUAGUAUAGAUGCAAGGUGCUUUAAGGUCUGUAAUACUCUUUCUAUCUACCCAAUAUAGGUUUUCAGGAAACACCUGUUUCUAGAUUGGUUGAAAUAACUUCUCCUUUCUAAGUCUUUCAAAAUAACAAUGUGGUUUUAGCAUUUGGAACUAAUUAAAGGGCCUUUCAUCCAGAAGGGAGCUCUGCUGAUGGUGUCUUUCGCAUCCAGUCAGUAAUUUUCAUUAAUGAAUAAAUUUUCAGUCAACCUGUUUUUACAUAUCCCUUUUACUGUUGGCAUUCUGGAUAUCACUGUAAUCCUGAGGAAGCAGUAAGUUCAGAGCAGAGUUGGAGGUCAGUGUGGUUCUGUUGAGCUAGUUCUGGUCAGUUUUAGUUAUAACAAGACUAAUUCUUUCCCUAAAUUCUUUCUUUGUCACUUGUCCUUCUUAUCUACAUCUUUUUUAUGUAGUCUUAAAAAAUCACAUACUAUGUAACAGAGCCUUGCUGAGGUUAAAAAGUGAACAAACAUCUGUGGGUUAGGUUGGAAGUGUUUGAGCAAGGCCUGUAAGUCCCAGUGCAGAGCUGGGGACACACUUGGCACAGUUUCUGUUUGGGUGUGGUAAUUUUUUAAUUUCCCAUUAAUGCACAGUCAGAGGGGAUGGGCUUCACAAUCGUUGUAAAUGAAAUGGAAGAAUUUAGUCCUCAGACAUGAACAUGGGAGAUUAAAAAAAUGUUUUUUCACAGUAGAAGGAUAAUUCCUGCCUAAAGUUCUUUAAAGUUUUACUUAUGUAUUCCAAAGUACACCCACCAGUAUUUUGUCAACUGUGGUAAAAUUAAUAAUUCUUUAAGUUAACGAAAAACUGUAAACAAGCCUAUUUUAUUAGUUUCAUUUAUGUCACACGUGGAAAGCAUAUUAAGUAUUCUUAAAAACACACUUUUGAAGACAGAUGAUGCUGUAAUAUGUCUGUAAUUAUCAAUGUGCUGAUGGAAUAGGUUUGAGCAAUCUCAGUUUGUAUAACUGAGUGUCAAAUCCUGCUCGCUCUGUAGUUACUUGAGUAGAUCAUUCUUUUAAAUUUAUGAGCAAGAUUUGGCCUCAAGGUGUUCUGCCUGGGGAGCACAGUAAUGCUACUUUGCAUAUUCCUGCUGGUGCUAAAUCAUUUGUUGAAAAUAAAGAUUCUAAAUAGAAAUUGUAAAUAAAAUACUUAAUGGCCUGGUCCUUUUGACAGACUUAAAUUCUAUCAUUUGCCAAUACGUUUUGGCCUUAUUUUGAGUUUCCCUUUUGUGUUUGUUUUUUUUUUUGACUGUGUGGACUGUGUUUGUUGAUGUGGCAAGUCAUUGGCGGGUGUGGCUUCCUGUGCUGCUUUGUGUAAGGCCCGUGGCACACUAGGAGACAGAUGAGUUUUCAUAGCUGGAUUUCCAUGUUAUCCUUCAUCUUGUUUUGUUACUGUAGCUGUUUGCAUAGAUUCUGUCAAGUAGCACACAAUUGGCAUUUGUUCUCUGCUGAAACUUCUAAGAAAGUCAGCCACUACUGAAAGUGUUUAGGAAAACUGUCGAAAAGUCAGAAAUAACCAUUUAAAGUCAUUUUUAAAUCUAAAUAUGCUAAUUAGAGUCUCCUAUAAAAUGAAGUGGAUUGUAGUGUGCUGGUUGCUCAUCUUUGCUAUAAAUUGCUGGCAUUUCACAAUUCCCAUUUAUGGCAUCAGUUUAAAAAAUUGUAAAUACAGGCUUUGGGAGGAGGUAUAUUAGUUUCAGAUUGUGCAUUAUGAAAGACUAGGGAACUAGUCUUUUGAGAUAUAUUAAAUUACAACACCGAGAACAUGAAAACUAAUGUGUUUGUGUUAAGAGUAUAGAGGGCUUUAGAUAACUUGCACUUGUGCAUUCUUGAGUUUUGGCAUUUUAACAAACAUUUGAUUUUCCAUUGAUUGUCUCGUCAUAUGCAGGCCUUGUAAUCACCAGAUGCUGUCUCCAAGUAUUUGUUUUAGUUAGCAAAGCUGAGGCAAAUUUGUACCUUGUAAAACCCUGGUAGGAUGGAAGUUCUCUAAAGAGCCAUUUGGUUAAGUUGCCUUAUUCUAUUACAUUGCACUCAUGGUAUGUCUCUGUUUUCUUGUUUACUGUUCAGACACUGAAGAUGUGAUGUUAAAAUAUGUGCUACAAAUUUUUCAUCAUAAAUUACUCAUUAAUACCUUUGUGUCACCUGUUUAACAGCUCUUGUAAAUGAUGCCUUUAUGCCAUCUGUAAUACAGCUCUUGUAAAUUGUUUAAAUUAUUUUUCUUUUUAUAGAUUCUCAUUAUUGAAUGUACAGAUUAGAUCCCUUUGUUAUGUCACGGAGUAAUUUGAUUUGGGCCCAAAUACGGACAAUGCUGUAAUUCAUCCCAUCAGAACUGUAAAUAAUUCUUUACUGCUUGUUUGCAUGAGUGAAGUUUGAAUUUCAUUUGCUUUGUAAUAAACCAACUCUUCUGUCAUGGGCCUACUUUUUACAGUUUAUUUCCUGGUUUUAUUACCAUUUGUCCUGUAUGAAUGUUGAAACAGUACUUUGUCUUUUCCUAAUAAAUAAUUUGAGAUUGUUCA